UUUUUUUUUUUUUUUUUUUUUUCUGAGGAAGUGUUCAAGGGUUUUGUGAGUAGAAAAUAGGAGACUGAAAAAGAAACACUAAAAAGAGGAUCGACUGCUACAAUAUUAAUUUGCUUGUGUUAAGAAAAAAAUGUUGUCGAGUUGGAGAAGAGCUGCUUCUCGAGUGUCGAAGCUUAACAACAACAAAGAACUUUGUAUCCCACGCUUGAGCUAUGCCAAGGCUUCUGCAGCGGCUGUAGCACAUGCUUCUGAUGAUUCUAGGCAUAAGAACUUUCCCAGCAAAUCACCGGUAAAUUUGGAUAAGAUGUUUUGGUCUAAGCCUUGUUCUUUGGCCUUGGCCCUGGAUUCCCCUUUCAGGGUUGAAGAGCCAAACUAUCAAGGCUUCCGGCGUUUUGUGCUUAAGCUCCUGCUGUUUUAUAGUAAACAAAGCACUUCUAUCAGGGGUGCAAAUGUGGUAUACCAACGCAUCAUUUCACAAGUUGAUAAACCUGCCAUUUAUGAAGUUUUCAAUUUGGAGAAGACAUUUAAAAUGACAUUCUCAUUGCUUGUACUCCAUGUGUGGCUUUGUUUACGCCGUUUGAAACAAGAGGGAAAGCAAGGUGUUGAAUUUGGGCAGUACUUGUAUGAGAUUUACAAUCAUGAUGUGGAGCUGAGAGUCUCUAAAGCAGGGGUUAACUUAUUGUUGACUAAAUGGAUGAAAGAGCUGGAGAAGAUAUUCUAUGGAAAUAUUGUUGCUUAUGAUUCUGUUCUACUUCCAGAGGUUAAAUCCAAUGAGCUCGUGAAGGUGGUAUGGAGAAAUGUAUUCUCUGAUGAUGGUAAAUCAGAGCCAGAUGCUACUGCAUUACCGGCGGUCCAGGCAAUGGCAAGAUAUGUACGCCGCGAAGUCAAUUGUCUUUCUUUAACAGACAAAGAAGCCUUAUUUUCUGGGAAUUUCAUGUUCACCUCCUUGGAUAACACAUCAUCUGAUGCAGCAAGGAAAUGAAUGGACAUAGCAGGUAUUGAAGUCCUAUGAGAGAUUUCGGGGUUAGAAGGAAAAAAAAAAAAUGCUCCCCAUGCCAUACAGAAGAAUGCAUAAAGCCAAAUUAAAAGCAAUUACUUUGUAUUAUUUAUACUAUUCUUUUUACUUGAAUUUUUUUUUUUUUUUUUACUAUUUCCGUAUUAAUUUUUAAGGGAAAGUGAUGAGCAAGUUGAUAUGAUGGGAUAACAUUGCUAUGCUAUGCUUUUGGUGACAGGUUAUAGCAGGAGGACAUUUCUGUAAAUAGAAUAAAUGAAUAUUUAUUUUUUAUAUACUGUUUUUAAAAAA
Molecule: messenger RNA, 1303 nt
Organism: Jatropha curcas
Lineage: Eukaryota; Viridiplantae; Streptophyta; Magnoliopsida; Malpighiales; Euphorbiaceae
Source: RefSeq, a predicted model, not a curated record